Lathyrus oleraceus (garden pea) is the source of this 1338-nucleotide messenger RNA. Its product is annotated as dirigent protein 23. The coding region runs from base 275 to 847 and encodes 190 amino acids. The transcript has a single exon. The record is from RefSeq and is a predicted model, not a curated record. Lineage: Eukaryota; Viridiplantae; Streptophyta; Magnoliopsida; Fabales; Fabaceae.
UAGGAUCAAAUCUCCUUGUUGCACCUAUUCUCACCUCUUGAAUAAAGUGAGUUAUGGACAUGGUACCAAAACUAUCCCAGUAUGACAUCUAUGAAAGAAAUUAGCUAACAUGCUCUAGUGGACUUAUUGGAGUAAUGUUGUUGUAAAAGUUAAACCACACAAAUGACCAACUCCACAAGGAAAAAAAAAAAUUCUAUUUAUAUACACCACACACACAGAGAAGAAACCAAAUCCAUAACACAACACAACACAACCCUGCAAAAAUACUUCCAAGAUGUAUAAGCAAAAUGUGCUGGUGGCGAUGAUGCUUAUACUGAGUGUUAUUCUUCCACCAUCGAUUCAAAGCCUGAAACUAAAAGCAGGAACCUGGGGUAAAAGUUUUCUAAAAAAGAACCAAGAAACACAAACAAACCUUCAGUUUUAUUUCCACGACACUGUCAGCGGAAAAAACCCAAGCGUUGUUAAGGUAGCUGAACCGGUAGACAAGAGCAAGCCAUUCGUUACACAGUUCGGAAGCAUCUGGAUGGCGGAUGACCCGUUAACAGAAACAUCUGACCCGAAGUCCAAGCUCGUCGGCCGGGCCCAAGGUAUUUACGCGUCGUCGUGUCAGCAGGAGCCCGGGCUUCUUAUGUCCCUGAGCUACUCGUUUGUUGAUGGGCCGUAUAAUGGUAGCACGUUUGCUCUUGUUGGGAAGAACUCUGUCAUGAACCCGGUUCGUGAGAUGCCGGUUGUUGGUGGCACUGGGCUUUUUCGUAUGGCAAGGGGUUACGCCAUUGCUAAGACUCAUAUGUAUAAUUUGACCACUGGCGAUGCUAUUGUUGGCUACAAUGUCACACUCGUUCAUUAGAGUUAGUUAACCGUUUUUCAUUUUUUAUAUAAAUAAAUCACUAUGUAGUUUAUAGAUUUGUUUACCCUUCUAUAAUAUGCACACAUGAUCCAGUUUCAUCUUUUACUAUAAUUUUGUUUGGUUAUAUGAAAUAUGUAUUUCUUACGAAUUUGUAUUUGAUGGGUGUAGAAGAGUAUGUGUUAAUUGUAUUUGAUUGAAAGUCAAAUACACUUUAUUGAAACAUGCAUUUGUUAAAUGAGUCAAUAAUGUCGAAGAAAAUUGAUUUAAUUUAAUUUUAGUUGAGUUAGUUAUUUUGUAAUACUUGGAGUGCAAGUAAUUUCAUCUAUAAAUAAAGAGGAUGUGUAUUUUAUUUGUAAGUGUAUGAAGUUUUUGUAAUAAGGAUUGUAGUAGUAUUGUGUAGUUUCAAAAAUCACAGUCGUGAUUAUUACACAUUGUAACAAACAUUUAGAUUGCAGUUUGCACAUAAAUACAUUCUUCUUCUUAUUCUAGAA